This is a messenger RNA of Magnolia sinica, 468 nucleotides long. RefSeq lists its product as uncharacterized. The record is from RefSeq and is a predicted model, not a curated record. The transcript has a single exon. NCBI's taxonomy places the organism in Eukaryota, Viridiplantae, Streptophyta, Magnoliopsida, Magnoliales, Magnoliaceae. The coding region runs from base 1 to 468 and encodes 155 amino acids.
AUGCAUCUCAAGGAAGAGGAAGAGACCAAUUCCAUGGUAAACAGAGAAACUUCAAUGGAGGUAAUAAUGAUUCCACUUCUCUGUCAUGUUCAAUUUGCAAAAGAACAAAUCAUGUUGAUAAGGAUUGUGGGUAUAAGAACAAAGAUGGAGAUCUCCCACAAUGCUUUCAAUGCAAAAAAUAUAAGACACAUUGAAAAGAAUUGCCACCAAAAAGCUAGGGAACAAGCCAAUUUUCAUGAAGAAAAAGAAGACGCAAAAGAUGAAACUGAAGAUAAGUUGUUUCUUUCAUGCCUUGCUAAAAUGAAUGAUGAAGUUUGGUAUUUAGAUAGUGGGUGUAGUAACCAUAUGACUGGGAAUAAAAAUUACUUUGUGGAAAUUGAUGAAUCUGUCAAACCACAAGUAACAAUGGGUGAUAACAAUCAAGUCAAGGUACAUGGAAUUGGUACUAUUGUUGUUGCUACAAGGUAA